Molecule: messenger RNA, 5616 nt
Organism: Dicentrarchus labrax (European seabass)
Lineage: Eukaryota; Metazoa; Chordata; Actinopteri; Moronidae
Exons: 14
Coding region: 1271-4756 (1161 amino acids)
Biological process (GO): binding of sperm to zona pellucida; prevention of polyspermy
Cellular component (GO): egg coat
Molecular function (GO): acrosin binding; structural constituent of egg coat
Source: RefSeq, a predicted model, not a curated record
AUACUCUGGGUGCAGACUGGGAGACUGAGGUCGCUUGUUUGCUUCUGGUGAGCAUAAAAAUAUGGCGAUACACCAACAGAAGUCUGAGUCAAAGGCUCAGCAGUGUACCUGGUCAGUAUCAUGUCAGGCUGCCUCAGCCUCAGGUAUGAGCCAGCAGGAUAAUAACAGGCUUCAAAAAUAAUUUACCUGCGAAUACAGUGGCCUUGAAAGGCAGCAGAAACUGCCUGACUUUAUAGCAAGGCUACUUGUGUGGCUACAUUCUGGUGGGAUCAUGAGGUUACUCACACACACGCACAUGCACACAUACAUACAAAUACACUAUCUCCAAGGCAAAUGAAACAAAGGCACUUCUCCUUUGUUGAAAGCUAAGCGGAAUAGUGUGUUUUAAUGUGGUUGUCAUGGAAAAAAACCUUUUUCAUAUGUAGACAGAGGGACUCAGAAAGCUGGAAUGCUAAACAUAGCCAGUGCUGAAAUGUUGAACUAAAUGAUGCCUCUGCCAUGGCAACAUUUCAGGUUUCUGCACCUUAUGCACAUCCCUGAUUUCCAUGACAACAUUAUCAAACUCCAUGGAAGCCACAGUAAAUGCACCACCUAUUUCACCAUUUAAGAAGGCUGAAAUGAAUGGGAGUCCAUCCAUUCAUGUUUGACAGUGUGUAUUUCAAACCACACCUUGAUUGUACUACUUAACGUCAUUGGUGUCCCUCCCAAAUCCCCAUGGGAAAGAAUGUCAGUCCUUUGAAAUUUUGCAAUUCAGGUUUGGAAUAUAGUGGUCUAAUCUCAUCAAAAUCUACACUACAUCUGCUACAUCGCACUAAAGAUCUAUCACCAACACAAACAGCUCCACCCGAGCUAUUGGACAACUCCCUCUCAGGCAAGGACGGUGCAUGUGCUCAUAGGACCUUUCCUAUUUGACUUUAGAUUUUUAAAAACAACAUGGUAAAUCCGUGACUACAACUUCUUGUGAGACACAAUCUAAAGAUGACAUCAAGCAUAAAAAAACAGAAGAGAGAGACGGACUGAGAAAAAGAGAAGUGAGAACGGAGAAUGUGGUCGGACCUGAUUCUGUUCUGGGCGUGUCAACCCUACCUUGUAGGCGAGGUAAGCCAGGAACCGCGUUUUAACGACGGGAGGCCCCGCAGGUCGCUCUAACCGAGAGGGCACAGAGCAGCGGCAGUCGAGAAACCUCCUGUACCUUCACUACUUGGAAAACCGGGACGGGACACAGACGAAAACCUCUGGAGGGAGGCCGGAACAGACACUCAAACCCAGAAUGGCGUCUACUGACCCGGAGCAAACCGAGGGGGAGAGGAUGUAUACUUCAUUUAACCCUCCGAAUGAACACUGUAGCGACGGGGAAAUGGCGCCUGUCGUCCACGGAAAGUUUUACAUUAAAGGUCAACUUGAAGCAAACACUCGUAAUGUGGGCUACCAGUCAGAUGCUGUUGUUUCAGGCCAGGAGAGGAUUAGAGGUCAGCGGGUCAGAGGCUCGGAGGAGAGCUGGCGGAGGCUGCAGCCCUUGGUGGAGUGUGGAGACGACGGCAUGACCCUCACUGUUAGGAGGAGGCAAGCUGUACAACUACUGCUGAACCGGGUGAAUGAGUCAUCUGUACCACUGUCCCAGCUUCCUCCUCAGUGUGGCUACUCUGUUGAGACCACAUGGAGAGACCUCAGUCUCAUGGCUCAGUAUGACGCCUGCCAUGUUCUGCAGGAGGAUGACAGCUAUGUGUUGCCCCUGCUGUGGAAGGGGGCUCCAGUCAAGAUGUCCUGCCCAGCCUCUCAGAUCCAGCCUCAGGUCGUGGGCCCAGACUCCCCACCCUCCCUCUGCUGCUCUCCGUACGGUAUGACCGUCAAAGUGCAGGGACUGUCUGCUACAGAGGAGCUGAGGGUAAAUGUCAGAGGAGAAUGGACCCCUUUGGUGCUGUUGGCUGAGCAGUGUGGCUACACUUUGGACAGACGAGAUUCAGAAAUUGUUAUCGCUGCUCCAUUUGUGACAUGUGACAUCACAGUAAAGGAUGGAAAAUACACACUUUCUCUUCAAAUAGGAGAGAAGACAUUCACAUUGGCCUGUCCUCUCUCUCUCCCUGAAGAACUCCCACUAACCCACCAGCCUCUGAUUGACAGACCUCAUCAUCUAAGCAGUGGGCCAACAGAGCAUAUGCCACAAUCCCUGGAGCCUUUUCCAUGGGCUCCACCUUUCUACCUGGCCCCGCCUUACUACCCCCACCCUACAUAUCACCGCAAAUAUCCUAGUCCCGGUGGACACGAUGCAUAUGACCUUCCUACUCCCUCAUCUUCAACUCCUGACCCGACAUUUGGCCCACAGCCUCUCCCUGUUGAUCCCCAGCCAGACUAUCAGGACUUCUACUCCCACCAGAUUCCUCGAGUGGAGUCUUAUAAACGUUUCACUGUCCACAGUUCGCUUUCAUCUGCAGAUGAUAUGGAGGAUUCACGUCGGGUGUAUCCAGGUCUGCAACAAAAGCAAGAAACUCCUGUCUUUGGUCUCUCUGAGAAGCACAGUCCUACACAGUCCUCAGAUACAGGCUUUCCCAUUCAAUUUGAAGCACCUCCUCCCCAGCCCCCCAGUCAUGCCUUCAAUCAAUAUUAUCACUACUACCAUCAUCCUAAAAUCCCUCUGCCUGGCCCACCCCAAGACCCUGAUCCAGGUCUUGAGGUUCCCUCUUUAACUAAUCCUCAUAAUCCUGAAUUUCCAGUGUUGCCCCGCAGCACCCAGCAGUCUAAGGCUAUCAGCAGAGUUAACUCAGACUGGUUCCUUCCGUCUGUGCCUGAAGCUGCCUCUCGUCCUUACACCCUUGCAACAAAUUCCCCUUCUACGGCUUAUCCUCCACAGCCCUAUCCAUACCACUACUUUGAUUACUUUCCACACAUUGCUAGGGGAGAGGCCAAAAGAUCGGCUCCUCUCAAUCCCGAUACAGCCGCAAAAGCAAAUUUGUCUUAUCAAAACGUAAAGUCAAGCCCCUUUGUUCAGCCACUUCCUCGCUCAUCAGUGGUUCAUGACAAAUACAACUUAAAUCCUUACAUGGAUCAGCCAAGGCAAGAUAAAAUGAUAAACUUUAAAAGAAAUGGACCAGAAUCAAUCAAACAGCCACUUUGGUCGGACGAUGAAGCAGAGCUGGAUUCCAAAAUAAGACACUCUGCUGUCCAGCCUUACCCUCCUGAACAAGACGUUGUUGCAGUUCCUCCUUCUAGCACUUUCCCUACUCCAUCACCCAACCAUAAUCCACCUCACCCCUACUUCUACUACCCUUAUCACCACUAUCAGAUGGAUUAUGGACCUGAGAGUUUACUCAGUGCUGACAAUCCUGUGCCUCCAACUUUAUCCGAAGAAGCUUUAGACCCUCUGCUUCAGGCGUUCUCCUCCCCACCACAGCAUCCGUUCUAUUACGUACCUCAAACUCCACUUACAAAAUCAAUGUAUGAUGUUUCCCAUGGCCCCCUACAUCCUUACCACCACUAUUACCACCUCUACUACCACCCUGACAUGUCUGUAGACAACCAAAAAGUACACCCUGCUGGCAGUAUGAACUCAAAAUCAGAAUCUCAGCUUCUCUCAGACUACAGCCAGAUGGAUCAGCUGGGUCAUGCUGCUGAGGCAGGAAAUCCCAGCAUCCCACAGUCGAGUCCCUUUCAUAGCCUCUAUUCCCAUUAUAUCACUCAGCAACAGCCAUUUGAUGCUUUUGGGCAGCCUGGUGGAGAAGAAGCAGAAGAGGGGCUGGAUAAUGAAAUGAAAGAUCACAUCAAGGCCAACCCGUACACUCCCUCUGCCUCACUCUGUGGCCUUGGCCUCAUGUCAGAUUUCGACUGCAGCUGUCCUUCAGGCUGCUGUUUGUACCAUGUGAAAGACUGUACAAUGGGACAGCAUUUAAUCUUUGCGAUGCCUGACUGUGUGGUGGAGCCCACAGUGGCCCCCCCAGCUCAUCCCUCUGAGGUCAAUAAUGCGUCCUGCACACUGCAGAGGCUGACCUCUGACCCCAACAUCUACACUGUCCCCCUAGAUGGCUGUGGAGUAAACAAACAUGCGUUUGGUCAGACAGUGGUUCAUCUGUUGGAAGUCCAUGGUAUCUAUUCUCUUCAAGACCACAGUUCUGUGUAUGAGAACUCUCCUGUCAGGUUGAUGGUUGAAUGUAGUUCGUCACCGGGGUCUCCAGGUGAAGUUAGACUCCAUGUGAUGGAUCAACCUCCUCCACCUCCCGUUCAGGCUACACCAGCCAUGGUCACUGUACAACUGAGAAUUGCCACAGAUGAGUCAUUCACCAGCUUCCACCCUGAGGCUCACCUACCUCUCAGCCACAUACAAGGCAGUCCAGUUUAUGUGGAGGUUUCCCUACUGGACCCCCCAGAGCCCAGCCUGGUGCUGCUGGUUCACUCCUGCCUGGCUUACACUCAAACUCCAUAUACCAGCUGGAUGCUGGUUUAUGAUGGCUGUCCCAGCAAGGGGGACGCACAACCACUUUCUUCCCCACGCUCUCUCCAUAUCCGGAGGAUCAUGAUUUCUACCUUCCUGUCUCUGCACGUAGAAAGUCCCUCUUACCCGGCUAAAGGAGCCUACUCUCACCUGGAGGACCCAGAGAUCUUCUUCAUGUGCUUGACAGAGGUGUGUUCUGCUGCAGAUGGUGACUGCACUGUAGGCUGCAUCAGCAGUAAGUUAAAUUACAAAGGAGAAACUGAGGAGUCGUCCAGUAGUUUAUCAGGAGGCUUCUUAUAUAUUCAUUAUAAUGUGAACACUUGUGGGUUCUAGACUAAACAGGAAAACGAUUGUCCCUAUACAUAAUGACAACCAACAAUUAAUCUGCGAUUAUACACUAAUGCUGCACUAAAGGAUUCCUUUUUAAAUACAUUGUUGCUAUAUAAUAUUCCUUCCCAUUACCCAGUUACGUCAUUAUAUUUCACUUUGCAUAAUUCUUUACAAACAACAUGGCCUGCUAAAAGCCAGUGACGCAAUAUACCUUUAAACUGAACAGAAUUAAGGCUAUGGGAAAAUCAAAUGAAACAUGUUUGUAUGAGUAAAAAUGUCUCAUCAGCUUUGCCCCCUCCCCCAUCACUUCAUUAACUUCUUUUUCCCUCAUAGGUCCCAACAGUGACAUGUGAGCAAUGAAUUAAAGACACACAUCUGCACUCUAUGUUUGUUUUGUGGAAAUAACCAGGACACAAGUCUUUGUGAAAAAGAGGGAAAUGUCCUCUGUUAAUAUUUAUUUAUUUUUUAAAAUGGUAAGCAAUAUAGUGCAACAUAAUAGUACAACUAUAUAGUGCAAUGAAAUAGUACUACAGAGAAUUCAAGCAAUUCUAGGCAUUCAGCUGUUUUCUUUUCAAACAAGACACUUGUACUUUUAUUUGGUCACAGAAGCUUUUGGCUGGAACAGGAACAUUAGGGACUGAAAAGGUUUAACUAUUGAGUCCAUUAAUGGCAAAGUGUUUCCCUCAGGUUCAAACCAGUGUUUACAGGAAAGCUCUAAAGCAACAACACUUGAAAUGUUUAUACAAUCAGUUUAAUAAAACCUGAUGGCUGAGUAAAGCAUGCAGAAUAUUUCUGUACCACUUAAGAAGAUGCAUGAAUAGAAAGAAAUGAACUGUAGUUUUUAUCUAAGUAUAGUAAAGGAA